AAAGCGACGAUUUUUCUCCCUCACACUCUAAUUACAUUCCAUCUUCUCCAACUGCACUGUGCAAUACGAAAUGCUUCUCGAUUCUACCAUUCACAAGGUAUAUUCCGUUCUUGCUACUGCGGAAUUCAGAUUGCCUCUUUUUUUUAGCUUACGUAACUAUGUUGUUACAUUGAAGGCAUGCCCCUAUUUAUUUUCCUCAAAUUUUUAUGGGAAAUGGAGGAAAAUUCAACGGAAAAAUUGGAUAUUUAGUCAUGGGGUUUUAUUUUUCUUUUCGGAAUUUUAUUUGUUUUCCUAUUUUUUAUUUUUAUUAAUGCUUGCAUCUGUUGAGCAAUUUAGGGAAUUGUUAGCUGGAGUAGAUAGAGUUUAGUUUGUUAGUACUAUCAUUUUUAUUUAAUUUCGAUGAUAGAGAAAUGUCAUCUUGAUGCGUAUUAUCAACUCCUUUUGUUUUGCUUUUGUUUUCUAGUGAUUUGUGGUGAAGCUUAGGUUUCUGGGCUGAUUUUGUGGAAUCUGGUGAAGUUUUUGGAAUUCUUGGGGUUUGGAUUGAGUGGAGUGGUGAAUUGGAUUGGAUUAGUUGGUUGAAGUUUGGUGCAAGAUAAAGUGAGUUGAGAUGAGUGUGGUGGGGUUUGACAUUGGUAAUGAGAACUGUGUCAUUGCUGUUGUUAGGCAACGUGGGAUUGAUGUUUUGUUGAAUUAUGAAUCCAAACGUGAAACCCCUGCAGUGGUCUGCUUUGGCGAGAAGCAGCGGUAUUUGGGAUCUGCUGGUGCUGCUUCUGCUAUGAUGCACCUCAAGUCUACUAUAUCUCAAAUAAAGAGACUGAUAGGAAGGAGAUUUGUGGAUCCUGAUGUGGAAAAAGAGCUGAAAAUGCUCCCUGUUGAAACUUCUGAGGGAUCAGAUGGUGGCAUUUUGAUUCAUUUGAAAUACUUGGGGGAGAUUCAUGUGUUUACACCUGUUCAAAUAAUGUCUAUGCUCUUUGCUCACUUGAAGACUCUGACCGAGAAAAAUUUGGAGACACCUGUUUCGACUUGUGUUAUUGGGAUCCCAUCAUACUUCACUGACUUGCAGAGACGGGCAUAUCUUGAUGCUGCAAAAAUUGCUGGAUUGAAUCCGUUGAGGUUGAUCCAUGAUUGUACUGCAACUGCCCUUAGUUAUGGAAUUUAUAAAACAGAUUUUCGUGCUGCAGGUCCAGUUUAUGUUGCAUUCAUUGACAUUGGUCAUUGUGAUACUCAGGUUUCUAUUGCGUCGUUUGAGUUUGGUCAAAUGACGAUACUUUCACAUGCUUUUGACAGUAGCUUGGGGGGAAGAGACUUUGAUGAGGUUCUAUUUAGCCAUUUUGCAGCAAAAUUCAAGGAAGAGUACUGCAUUGAUGUGUAUUCUAAUGCCAAGGCAUGUAUCAGGCUACGUGCAGCAUGUGAAAAAUUGAAGAAAGUGUUGAGUGCAAAUCUAGAGGCACCUCUAAAUAUUGAGUGCUUGAUGGAUGAGAAAGACGUUAAGGGCUUUAUUACAAGGGAAGAAUUUGAGAAGCUGGCAUCAGGAUUAUUGCAGAGAAUUUCUAUUCCUUGCAGCAGAGCAUUAACUGAUGCAGAGUUGACAGCAGAGAAGAUUUCUUCUGUAGAGCUAGUUGGUUCAGGUUCAAGGAUUCCAGCUAUAAGCACAUUGCUAACUUCUCUAUUCAAGAAAGAACCCAGCCGACAACUGAAUGCAAGUGAGUGUGUAGCACGAGGUUGUGGUUUACAGUGUGCUAUGCUUGGUCCUGUUUACCGUGUGAGAGAAUAUGAGGUUCAGGAUGCAAUUCCUUUUUCAAUUGGACUUUCAUCAGAUGAAGGUCCAAUUUUUGCAGGAUCAAACAGUGUACUUUUCCCAAGAGGCCAACCCUUUCCAAGUGUUAAAGUCAUAACAUUUCAGCGAAAUAAUUUGUUCCAUUUGAAAGCUUUCUAUGCUAAUCCAAAUGAACUACCACCUGGGACAUCUCCUAAAAUUAGUUGCUUCACGAUUGGUCCUUUCCAUGGAUCCAAUGGUAGUAAAACCAGAGUUAAAGUUAAAGUUGUACUAAAUCUGGAUGGCAUUGUCAGUAUUGAAUCAGCUACAUUGAUCAAAGAUCACAUGAAUGAUUCAGUUAUGGUGGGCGAUCAUCAUUCAAAUUUUGAUGCAAUGGAUGUUGAUCCCAUUUCUGAGACAGUUGCCAAUGGCUUUGAAGAUAAUACCAAUAAGAAGUUGGAAUCUCCACGUAGUUCUGCUGAUAGUACAAGAAAAGAUAAAGUUAACAGAAGGAUUCAUGUGCCAGUAAAUGAGAGUAUCUCUGGUGGACUAACAAAGGCGGAGAUCUCAGAAGCUCUAGAUAAAGAACUUCAGUUGGCCCAACAAGACAGAAUUGUAGAGCGAACCAAAGAGAAGAAGAAUACCUUGGAGUCCUACGUCUAUGAUAUGAGGAAUAAGCUCUUCAACACAUACCGGAGUUUUGCAAGCGAGCAAGAGAGGGAUGACAUAUCUCAAAGCCUUCAAGAGACUGAGGAGUGGCUUUAUGAGGAUGGUGUUGAUGAAACUGAACAUGCUUAUUCUUCAAAACUGGAGGAUCUUAGAAAGCUGGUGGAUCCAAUUGAGAAUCGGUAUAAAGAUGAAAAAGAAAGAGUGCAGGCUAUAAGUGAUUUAUCAACUUGCAUUUCACAGCAUCGUGCAUCCGCAGAUUCCCUUCCACCCCAGGGUAAAGAACUGAUCAUCAAUGAGUGCAAUAAAGUAGAGCAGUGGCUGCGAGAGAAGAUCCAGCAACAAGAAUCUUUUCCUAAGAAUACUGACCCAAUAUUAUGGUCAAGUGAUAUUAAGAGCAAGAUACAGGAGUUAAACUUGAUAUGCCAACAGAUAUUGGGAUCCAAGGCUUCUUCAACUCCAGAAGACAGGGAGAAUUUUGGUCCUAGCAGAGAGUGAUCUUUUAUCCCGAAUAUUAUGUUAUAUAGUAACGUUUAACAUUAAAAUUGGUUUUUGUAUAGCUAAAGCUAUCACAUCAGCAAGCAUUUGACUAAUCUCUAUUGCUGCAAGUUGUAGCCAUGACUUGACUAAUCGUUUUAAACAAAUGAAUGUAUUUUUGACAUUAUAUAGUAACAAAGUCAAACAAAUGAAUGCUUUAUUAACUGUUUGAAUACACUCCCAACAUUACAAUUAAGGGAUAGAGGGUAAUGCAAAAUAUUUAUGUUGCAGAACCCAAUGCAACAAAUGGU
Abrus precatorius (Indian licorice) is the source of this 3210-nucleotide messenger RNA. RefSeq names its product heat shock 70 kDa protein 16-like. The coding region runs from base 608 to 2920 and encodes 770 amino acids. Gene Ontology annotation, cellular component: nucleus; cytosol. Lineage: Eukaryota; Viridiplantae; Streptophyta; Magnoliopsida; Fabales; Fabaceae. Gene Ontology annotation, molecular function: ATP-dependent protein folding chaperone; ATP binding. Gene Ontology annotation, biological process: protein folding. The transcript has 9 exons. The record is from RefSeq and is a predicted model, not a curated record.